This is a messenger RNA of Homalodisca vitripennis (glassy-winged sharpshooter), 3021 nucleotides long. RefSeq names its product CCAAT/enhancer-binding protein zeta-like. The coding region runs from base 191 to 2938 and encodes 915 amino acids. The transcript is spliced from 15 exons. NCBI's taxonomy places the organism in Eukaryota, Metazoa, Arthropoda, Insecta, Hemiptera, Cicadellidae. Gene Ontology annotation, cellular component: nucleus. The record is from RefSeq and is a predicted model, not a curated record.
UCAAAAGGCGUGGAGUGGUUGUGUGUGGGGACUCUCUCGCGUUGUUGUUCGUUUGAGGUUAAGUAGUCUGAGACAAUGUAAAUGUAUUAAUAAUUUAUUUCAGAGAAAUUUAGUGAAAUCGUUUUAAAAUUAUAUUUUAAAAUACAGUGUUUAAGUUCUAGUGUUUGUAAUAUUACCUGCAGCUGUAAUAAUGAAAGAGGUAAAAAAGAGAAACAAAUAUUUGUACAAAAAAGUUAACAAAAAUGAAAAUACAAUUCAUGAAGAUGAAGAAAAUACAGAGACUUCAUAUAUGGAACCUACUAAUCCCAAGUGGUAUGAAGAGUUCCCUAAAGAACCGGUUGAAUUCCCAGAAUGUGAAGAGUCUCAAAUAGUUGCACUGAGAUCAGAAGCAGAGAUGGUGUUGAAAAGAGAGGAGGAAAUGUAUAAUAAGAAGGCAGGCCGCAGUGGAAACCAUGACAAAGCUUGGUUGCGAACGGUCAUGUCCAAGGGAACAGCAUCGGACAGGGUCGCCGCAUACAUCGUCAUCAUCCAAGAUGCGCCAGUGUACAAUCUGUCUGCAUUGCGGAAUCUUGUCAACAUGGUCAAAGUUUCUAAAAAGAAGGAAUGUAUGACUGUUAUGGAAACCCUGACAGAACUAUUCCACUCAGACCUGUUGAGACCUGGUCGGAAACUGCUCAAGUUUGAACAGCACCCGUUGUCCAUGCUCCAGGAGUUGACGUCUGGCAAUGCCAUGUCCAGGAAGAAGUACCUCUCAUACUGGGUGUUUGAGGACCACCUCAAGAACUUGUACGCUCAGUUUGUGCACUCCCUGGACAUUGUCAGCAAGGACACUGUGGACGCUCAUCGUGAGAAAGCAGUCACCGCCAUGUACAAGCUGCUGUCGAGAAACCCCGAACAGGAAGUGGUUUUGCUGAAGAAUCUUGUGAACAAACUGGGGGACCCUAACCAGAAAGUAGUGUCCAAGGUCAUUUAUUCUCUCACCCAACUGUUGAGAGUUCAUCCCGUCAUGAAACAAGUCGUUGCCAAUGAAAUUGAACGUUUUCUCUUCAGGCCCAACGUUGGAUCUAGGUCACAAUACUACGCCAUAUGUUUCUUGUCACAAUACUUGUUCUCCAGCGAUGAUACAGAAUUGGCAGAGAACAUUAUAUCUAUAUAUUUCUCAUUUUUCAAGGCAAACAUAAAAAAGGGAGACAUAGACUCGCGCAUGAUGGGGGCUCUACUGAUGGGCGUGAACCGAGCGUACCCAUUCGCUCGGCUUGAGCGGCACGAACUGAGUGAGCACGUGGACACUCUGUACAAGCUGGUACAUGUGUCUACCUUCAACAUCAGUGUCCAGACCCUGUGUCUGCUGUACCAGAUAGUUGGGAACUCUACUGACAGAUUCUACUGUGCUCUGUACAAGAAACUGUUGGACCCACACUUGGCCACGUCAGCACACCAAGCUAUGUUUAUCAACCUGGUAUACAAAGCUAUGCGGCAGGAUACCAACACGAACAGGGUUAGAGUCUUCAUCAAACGGUUACUUCAGGUAUGUCUGAACUGCCCUUCUCAGCUGGCCUGUGGACUGUUGUACCUCAUCUCUCAGCUGAUUGCCAAGAGGAGUCAGCUGUUAGCGCUGAUCACCCACAAGCAGCAGAUGUUUGAGGAGAGUAACGACAAUAAUGAUGCAGAUGAUGAGGAAAAUUACAAGGAUGCUCCUCUUGAUGUGGAGCUCGUAAAGGAAGCUGAAGCAAAUGGAAAGGACGACAGUGACGUGGAUAUGAAGCCAGAAGAGAAGCCAAAGCUGAAGCCAGGCUGGUUCCACUGUCAGAACGCAGCAUCCAAGGUGGAGCUCAAGGUGUACGACAGUCGGGCACGCAACCCGGCCCAUGCGAGAGGAGAACAUGCGGCCUACGAAGAGUUGACUGUGCUCUCCACCCACUUCCACCCCACUGUGGCUCUCUUCGCCCGAAACAUCCUUGACAAACAGCACAUAAAAUACUCAGGCGAUCCGCUGCAAGACUUCACGCUUCUGCGGUUUCUGGAACGGUUUGUAUUCAAGAACCCGAAACAGCUAUCAGCCGACUCGGUGGACAAGGGGCCAGACCCAUGCUUGGCGCAGCGACGGCUCUACACAGCGUCGGGCCCCCGGACACUGGCCGUCACUAGUGACACAUUCCUGCAGCGAGGCGAAGACAAGGUGCCCGUCGACGAGCUCUUCUUAUACAGGUAUUUGCAAACAAAGAAGUCAGGUGUUAAGGAAAAACCUGUGAAAGAGGUGAAGAAAGAAAAGGACGAAGAAGAAGAAGAUGCUGAAAGUGAUGUGGAAAGCGUAGCCAGUGAGGAGUUCAACGAUAUGUUGGACAAGAUGGUGGGCAAAGUAGACGAUGAUCUUGACUUUGCAGAUGAUGUGGGCGACAGGCUGAAAUCCAAUAAGAAGAAAUCCAAAACCCAACAAGCAGAGCCUGAGAGUGAUGAUGAAGAAGAUUUCAGUGAAGAUAAUGAUGACGUUGAUGAGGAUGAGGAUGAAGAAUUGACUGACUUGGAGGACGAAGAGGGUAGUGAAGCAGAAGCUAUUGAUUUCGGAGAAGAAGGUGAAGACUUUGAUGGCGACAUUGACUUGGAUAAUCUGGGAAGUGAAGAUGAAGAUGAUGAUUUUGAAGAAGAAAUGAAGACAUCCAAAUCAAAGAAAAACAAGUUCCCGAAGAGCAGCAAGGGGGGAAUUCACACGAUGUUUGCACCGGCGGAGAAGUUCGCUGAAAUGCUGGAGGAGACGGGAGCCUCUCGUCUGAAGGUUGGAACUGCUCACGAUGUCUCAAACAAGGAUAACGCAGCACUAAAACAACUGGAGUGGGAAGCGAAGAGGAACCAUUGGGCCCACGGAGGAGGCAAGAGGAAACAAUUUAACAAAGGAGGAGGAAAACCAUCAUUCAACAAAGCAAAGAGGAAAAAAUAUUAACCACACAUUUUUUUCUAAGUGCUCCUGUACACACUUUUUUAUCUAUUGUUUUUGUUAUCGUAAAAUAAAAUAAAUACUGUAAA